This is a messenger RNA of Eremothecium cymbalariae DBVPG#7215, 1524 nucleotides long. It is a transcript of the gene RQT4, whose product is annotated as Rqt4p. Gene Ontology annotation, biological process: regulation of DNA-templated transcription. Gene Ontology annotation, molecular function: zinc ion binding. The transcript has a single exon. The record is from RefSeq and is a predicted model, not a curated record. NCBI's taxonomy places the organism in Eukaryota, Fungi, Ascomycota, Saccharomycetes, Saccharomycetales, Saccharomycetaceae. The coding region runs from base 1 to 1524 and encodes 507 amino acids. Gene Ontology annotation, cellular component: nucleus.
AUGACAAAAAACCAAGCUAUUGACUUUGGACUAAAAUCAAUCCCGAGGAUUCUGCCGUUGGAUGCUGAAUCAAUCAAAGAACUAUGUAUUAGCAUUAUAAGCCAGUCCAAUGGUGAUUCAGACAGAAUCGCAGAGGAUUUUUUAAACAUUAUGGGCCAUAAGGACUCAUCUUUUGAGUUCGUAUUACAAUUUAUUGAAAAAUUAUCUUUGACAGCAGAUAGCUCAUCUAGGAACGAUACGGGUAAAGGUAUGAUAAGUACAGAACAACAACAAGCCAAAAGGGCAUACCACAAAUCGCCACCAAACCCUCCAUCUGAAAACAACGCUAUUGUUACUGGGGUAGGAUCUACUUCAGCCUCUUCAUCAACAGAUAGGACGAACAAGGUAGCAAAUAAGCCAAAGAAACUGACUUCCAAACUCCAAAGUCUGCAAGAAAUAGAGGAUGCAUUACACACAUUAGAGCUUCAGGCUUCAGAUGGUGGUUCUUUGGAUUCAUAUAGUUGUAAUUGUCAAGCAAGAUUACAUCCACUUUUCAAAAUAGCUCCUAAUUGUUUAAAUUGCGGGAAAAUCAUAUGUUGUAAAGAAGGAAUACACCUGAACAAUUGUACAUUCUGUGGAGAGGAUCUAAUUCCCAUGAAUGAGCGUCUGAAGAUUAUAGAAUUAUUAGAGGGUGAAAGGGAGGAAUUAAAUUCAAAGAAGUCAACUUCUAAGAUACCAAAAAAGAAGGAGAAAGUAUUCAAACUGAAUAAUGAAAAGGGUAGGAAUUUAUUCCGUGAACAAGAGAAACUGUUUGAUCAUCUGGAAAGGGAAAAGGAGCGUGAACGCAAGCGCAUACAAGUACUAGGCAAUGAUUCCAAUGGUAACAUAGCUCAGGAUAAAACAGCUGUAGCACAAAGUGAAGUUGAUGAGGAGUUAUUCGCUGCACAACAAAGAUUGGAAAAACUUCUCCAUUUUCAAGACACUGGUGCUGAAAGAAUGACAAUUAUAGAUAAUGCAAGUGAUUUCAGCAUGAGCAAUGAUGCUGGAAUUUGGGGAUCAGUCCAUGAGAAAGCUAUGAUUUUGAAAAAACAACAGCGCAAUUUAAAAAGAUGGGAAGAACUUGAAAAGGCGCGUACUGGAAGAGGUAAAGUAGUUCUAGACUUGACAGUUGGUAAUGAUGGGAAAGCAUAUUUAAAAGAGGUUGCCAAAGAAUCUAAGGUUGUGAAUCUAUCCUCUGAUGACGAACUUGAAUGGAUUUCUGAUGAGGAAGAUUUGAAAGAGAUGAAAGAGAUGAAAGAGCUAAAGAAGAAGAUUAACGAAGAGAAAGCAACGCAUACUAGUAAACUGAUGACGGAAGUUUGGAAUUAUGAGAGGCAUCAAAGUCAAUUCAAAAAGCCAAUAUACAUAGGGAAAUCUCCCACCGCUACAAUAAACGAAACACAGGAGGAACCUGCAAACCUCCUCUCAAAGAAUGUACCAAACCGUGUACAGAUUGGCGAUACUCAAGACACUUCAUUGGAGGAGGCUAUUUUAGCUGUUUUAUGA